Gossypium arboreum is the source of this 1326-nucleotide messenger RNA. RefSeq lists its product as uncharacterized. The record is from RefSeq and is a predicted model, not a curated record. The transcript has a single exon. NCBI's taxonomy places the organism in Eukaryota, Viridiplantae, Streptophyta, Magnoliopsida, Malvales, Malvaceae. Bases 1 to 1326 code for a protein of 441 amino acids.
AUGGGGGUCGUAAAAUUUAACAACACCCCUAGUACAGAGAACCCGUUGCCAAAUCAUGGUGAUCAAGGCGUAAAUGCAGUUAGGGAUACGGGUAUGAGAAGGAUUAAAGAGGGCGUGUCCGAGGUGAGAACGUCGAUGAAAAUGAUUUGGGAAGAAAUGGUGAAAAGAGAGAUGAUAAUCUCUAAAGAGAGGAGUAAAGGAGGAAGGGACUACUGUGAGUUCCAUGCUGAAGAGGGGCACGAGAUCCAGAAAUACAAUGAGUUUAAGGCCUUGGUACAAAGCCUUAUGGACAACAAAGAGCUAGAAUGUUAUGAAGUUGGCUCAAAUGAGGGACAUAUAUGCACAUUAGAAGGUGCACUGAAGAAUCAAAACCGGCCGAGGAUUAUUAUUUCCUUACCAGGAAGUAAUGAAGUUGAAACACCAACGGUACCGAAAGUCAUCAUUCAUAAACUUGUUUCCUUUCUUUAUAAGGAUAACAAGAGGGUACCCUGGAAUUAUAACUGCCAUGUGUCAAUGCCGGAGAAGGAGGAUAUAGCUAGUGCUUCUAAGAAAGCUCAAGGUGAGGGUUCUUACACAUGUAGUGGGAAGCGCUAUGAUGCAGAAGGCGUCAAAGUUGAGCCUGCAAAAGAAAAAGCUUUAGACAAAGGAAAAGGGACCGAGACACUGGUUAAUGAGCCAGUGAAGGAAGAAGAAGCCAGAGAAUUUUUAAAAUUCUUAAAACACAGUGAGUACAGCGUGGUUGAACAAUUGCGCAAACAACCAGCUUGUAUAUCAGUGUUGGCUUUGCUUCUAAGUUCAGAGGCACAUCGGGAAGCAUUAAUGAAUGUGAUCAAUGAGACUUAUGUUACUAAUGAUAUAUCCGUCAACAAGUUGGAUCGAUUGGUUAGUAACAUAAGUACUGACAAUUUCAUUUAUUUCAACAAUGAUAAAAUCCCACCGGUAUGCAUGGGAUCAGCUAAGGCUUUGCAUAUUACCACUCGCUGCAAAAGAUAUACAUUGCCGAGUGUGCUUAUUGAUAAUGGGUCAGCCUUAAAUGUCAUGCCGUUGUCCACACUAAACAGAUUACCCAUUGUCAGUUCUCACAUGAAAGCAUGCCAUAAUGUAGUGCGAGCAUUUGAUGGCACGGAGAGAAAGGUCAUGGGAAGAAUUGAUAUUCCUUUAAUGAUUGGGCCAAACACGUAUGAGGUGGACUUUUUAGUGAUGGACAUCAAGCCCUCUUACAAUUGCCUGUUGGGGAGGCCUUGGAUACAUUCGGCAGGAGUGGUGCCCUCAUCUCUGCACCAAAAAUUAAAGUUAGUAGCUGAUGGACGGUUGGUCACACUAUAA